This is a messenger RNA of Recurvomyces mirabilis, 2067 nucleotides long. RefSeq lists its product as uncharacterized. The record is from RefSeq and is a predicted model, not a curated record. NCBI's taxonomy places the organism in Eukaryota, Fungi, Ascomycota, Dothideomycetes, Mycosphaerellales, Teratosphaeriaceae. The transcript is spliced from 2 exons. Bases 1 to 2067 code for a protein of 688 amino acids.
AUGACUGACCAGGCUCUCGUCCGCCACGAAAUCGCCACAGCCUCCUUCCGCCUCUGCUCCGACGAUGACAUUGAGGAAGAAGAAGACGACGACCAGGCCCACAUCGUCCAGUACACUCUCACACUCACCCCCUGCCCCCUGGCUACUGAAAUCUUCAUCCUCAAACUCCUCGACACGGACGGGCAUCUAUUUUAUUGCACUUUCCACGAGGAGAGGGAGCCGUGUGUUUAUCGUAGACCGGUAAGUGAUCUUAUUCAAGUAUGGCAUCCGGACAAAGUGGAGGGUGGAGUGUUUUGUUUGCAUGUUGCUAAGCGGGGAAGGAGAAUCAGCGAGGCGGAGGUUAAGUUAGUGGAGAGGGAGUGGAAGGGGAAGGUUACAGAGAUUUUUGGGAUUGAUCUGGAGGCGGAAGAAGUAGUGGAGGACAGUAGCAAAGCCUUGGGGGAUGGGUCGGGUGGCAAAGGUCCUACCAGAGAUAAGGAAUUGGGGCAGUGCGGCGUACGAGCAGCCGAUGAGAUUGGUAACCAAAUGCCGAAGAUGCAACGUAGUGCGAAGGGUGGCCUGGUAUCACAGGCUGGCUCAAAUAAGGAGCAGCCGACCAAACCUACGGCAAGCUCCAAGGAUGAUGGCCAGAGAAUACAAGAGGCCACGGUCACCACAACGAGUAGUGACGAUGCGCACAAAGCUGCUGAAUUGAGCAAGACGGAUACCUUAUCAAACCUCAGUGCACUAGGACGACGCGAAGGCAAGAAGCUGGCCACUAGGGAUGACCAUUCAGGCCCAGUGGGAGCAGUCGGAUCAAGAACAGCCUCGCAGGUCGAUGGUCUAACGCGAGGGAUCGAAGCACCACGGACGAAGACGUAUAAAGGCGAGCACGUCGGACAGUCUAUCGUCCGUGAGCCAAAAAGCCAGUCAAAGAUUAUCGGCUGGCGUGGAACAGCCACCGAAGUCACCAUUUCAUUGCGCUUCGUCCUGGAUGGCACUCCGCUGAGCCCUCGGAUUUGGCAGCCGAUAACAGACAUUGUUGUCCCAAGAACGACGACCAUGCAAGACUUGCCAUCCCGCUUACUGAUUUUCAUCCAUCAGCUAGGUGCUGGUGAUCACGCUCUGAUGGCUGACAUGCGUGAGAAGUGGUAUCGGCUCACGUUCGUCUUGAAGCCUGAGCUUGGUGACGAGCGCGAUGCGUAUCUCGACUUUACCACGGGUCGGGUGCCAUUCGAAAGCGUCUGUGAUCUGCUCCGUGAUCCUCACAACCUCCAGGAAUCCAUUGCCAUGGCUGUUGAGUUCUCAGGCACCAAUGUCGACAAACCCAUCUCGACUGUCGAAGGAGCUCUUCAACCCCAAAAGAACAGCACCAGGCGUAUUUGCCUAGGUACAAUCCACGGCAGAUUGACAGAUCAAGAUCGUCCAGAUCGUAUCCCAACGAGCGUGGCCAUCGUCGGAUCGAUAGAUAUGGACAAGCGAACAACCAUGUCACUUUCCAUUGUCCCGGUGUUUCUCCUGCAGAACCUAGUUGUCGGUGACGCUGGGGCAGGCGAUACGCUAGCUUUUCGUUCCGACUAUGACUGGAGAGAUCGUUUCACUGGUGUGAAGUCGAAGGAAGAGUUGCUGAUGAGGGUGAACGAGCAUGUUGAUGAUGAGGGAGAAACAGACGAGCUACCAACAGCACUAUCCUACUGUUUCAGUCGAUUUGCGGACUUCGGUCGUCUCGCUGCGUGGCCAAAAGAUCGCGUACACAUCACUGUACGCUACGUCGACCUCGUACCGAACGACGGGACGAGGGAAGGAUCGAUGCCGACGCAACAGCACUUUCUUUUGGUGUCUAGUGAUACACCGACGUCCGUCCAUAAGAUAGUCUUGGACAGGAUGGCGGGGACAGCUGAAGCGAAGGGCCUGUUUUCUGCUGGAGAUGUUGAGAAAUGGAGAAUGGUGAUGUUUGUUUUGCCGCAGAUAGAGGAGAUGGCGAAGAUGUUUCUGUGGGAAGAGGGAUCGAUUGGACAGUUUCUUGGUCUGGCUGGAAAUGGGACGGUCGGGAGGUUGCUGGUUGAGGCUCAUGUUGUUGCUAGGUAA